AUGACAACUUCCUUACGUAUUGUGUUUAGGGAAUUUUUACCUCAAUUUCAACAACGUCCUGGCGCUGCUCCACCACCACCUCCACCACCUCCACCUCCAGUUAAUGAUGGUGAACCGCAACAACAACAACGGCCUCGACCUGUUAACAAUAUCAAGUUUCCAAACUUCAGUGGUGAAGAUCCGGAUGGAUGGAUUUUCAAUGCCGACCAGUAUUUUAGCGUUUAUAACAAUUCUGAUGCCAUCAAAAUUAUUGUUGCUUGUGCACGUCUCAAAGCCAUUAGCACGAUUGACCAAAAAGGAUCGGUUCGUCAACAUAUCCCUGAAUUUGAAAAAUUGCUGAAUUUCGUUGAUUUUCCUGAGGAUUACUUGAUAAGUUGUUUCAUUCGUUCUCUGAAACCGCAUAUUGGGUCUGUGGUUAAACUGCUUGCACCACAAACAUUGGAUGAUGCCUACACUAAGGCAAUUCAUCAAGAAGAAGCUUAUGCAGCAACUAAGUUUCUUCCCAUACAACCAUAUCGCCCCCCACCAGUCAAGAAUGCAACUACUACUACUCCUAAUCAGUUCAAAAAGCAUAUUCCUCCUGGAGUUAGACGAUUAACACAAGAAGAACAAAGAGUAAGAAGGGACCAAGGUCUCUGUUUCAACUGCGACGAAUUCUACAGGCCAGAUCAUGUUUGUGUGAACCCCAGAUUAACUAUCCUGGAUACUGCUGAGGAGAAUUAUGAAGUUUCUACAACACCAUCUGAAGUUGUACCUAUUACUUCUCCUGAAUAUAAGCUUCUCGCUUUUGAGGUUGUGGACUCUACUGACGCCGAGCCAAAAAUUUCCCUAAAUUCAUUUAUGGGAUCUACUUUUCCACGAACUAUGCGAAUUACUGGUAACACUAAAACUCAGUCUAUUACAGUAUUGCUUGAUUCAGGCUCCGCUCAUAAUUUCUUACAUCCAUCAGUGGCUAAGAAAUGUGGUUAUGUGAUUCACUCUAACCAAUCGCCACUAAGUGUCACAGUUGGUGAUGGAGGACAACUGGCCACUAAAGGUUAUUGUGUAGUUGUUUUUAUACGACUUCAACAAUAUGAAUUUACUACUGAUUUCCAUUUGCUUGAUAUUAGUGGAUGUGACGCAGUAUUGGGAGUUCAAUGGUUAAGGACGUUAGGACCAAUUAAAUGGGAUUUUGCAAAGUUAACCAUGCAGUUUCACAGUAAUGAUACAGUUGUUUCAUUAUUAGGGAACAACAAAUCAUCAGUGCAGCAAUUACUUUCUCAAUUUGAUGAUAUAUUUAAAUUACCAACUGCUCUUCCUCUAGAACGUGUUCAUGAUCACCAUAUUCCAUUAUUACCAGAUUCUUCUCCUGUUAAUGUGAGACCAUAUAUGUAUCCUCAUUUUCAGAAAGACGAGAUAGAGAAGAUAAUAACUGAACUUGAACAAGCUGGUUUUAUUCUCCCAAGUACGAGUCCUUAUUCUUCUCCCAUCCUUAUGGUUAAAAAUAAAGAUGGUUCUUGGCAUAUGUGUGUGGAUUACAGGGCCUUAAAUAAACUGACUAUUAAAGAUCGUUUUUCAAUUCCAACGGUCGAUGAAUUACUCGAUGAAUUAUUCGGUGCAGCUGUGUUUACUAAACUGGAUUUACGUUCUGGGUAUUAUCAGAUCAUACUUUUUCAACAAGAUAUUCCAAAAACUGCUUUCAAAACACAUGAUGGUCAUUUUGAAUUCUUGGUUAUGCCUUAUGGAUUAUCGAAUGCACCGACGACUUUUCAAAGCUUAAUGAAUCAUAUAUUCAGGCCGCACUGA
This is a messenger RNA of Papaver somniferum (opium poppy), 1785 nucleotides long. RefSeq lists its product as uncharacterized. The coding region runs from base 1 to 1785 and encodes 594 amino acids. The transcript has 3 exons. The record is from RefSeq and is a predicted model, not a curated record. NCBI's taxonomy places the organism in Eukaryota, Viridiplantae, Streptophyta, Magnoliopsida, Ranunculales, Papaveraceae.